UACAACGACAAGAUAAAUAAAAAAAAAAAAUGUUAUCUCUGGGACAUAGUACUAUUAAUGUGCAAUCAUGAUAACAAACGAUAACAAGGUUGCAUUAAGUAAAUUAAGCAUUAAAAAAUCAGUAAUAAAAAUAAUGUUUGUGAUAUGUAUUUGAAUAAUGUCUGGAUAAUGCAUAAGUGCAAUGUGUAAUUAAUAAUAUCAUCAAAAAAAUAAUAUAAAUAUAAAGUGUAAUAAUUAAUCAAUCCAAAGUGUAUAAUAAUUUUGGUUGUUUAUUUUUAAAAUCAAAUAAAAAUGAACACGGAUUCAAUGAUUAUGGCAAAUAUUUUAUACGACGGUUGUAUUGACAGUGAUCGUGAUUCAGAUUCAAGUAAUACAAUUGGUAAUCCAAUAAAUUACGAACAAAAAGAAUUACAUUGUAUAAAAAAUACAAAUAUAAAUUUAACAACAACAACAACAGCAACAUCACCAUCAUCACCAACACAAACAUCAAUACCAACAAAAUCACGUAAUAGAAAUAUAAAUAUUAAAAAAAAUUAUUCAAUGAUGUCAACAAGUUCAAAAAAUUCACAAUCAUCAUCAUAUACAGCUGAAAAAAUAACAUCAUCACAAAUAAAACCACCAUAUUCAUAUAUUGCAUUGAUAACAAUGGCAAUAUUACAAUCACCACAUAAAAAAUUAACUCUAAGUGGUAUAUGUGAAUUUAUCAUGGCCAGAUUUCCUUAUUAUCAUGAAAAAUUUCCAGCCUGGCAAAAUUCAAUAAGACAUAAUUUAUCAUUGAAUGAUUGUUUUAUUAAAAUUCCACGUGAACCAGGUAAUCCAGGUAAAGGUAAUUACUGGACACUGGAUCCAUUGGCUGAAGACAUGUUUGAUAAUGGAAGUUUUUUACGUCGAAGAAAACGUUAUAAAAGACCACCACCACAUUAUGUAUUACGUCAUGAUCGUGGAAUAAUGGCAACAUUUGCAAUAUGUGGUGAUAGAAAUAAUUGUUUAAAUAAUAAUCAUCAUAGUAAUAUAAAUAAUUAUCAAAAUAGUGGUUAUUUAUCACAACCACCGCAAAUACCAUUAAUUGAUUUUUCACAAACAACAUUAGAGGCAUUAAAAUUAAGUGGUUUUUUAGAACCACCACCACCAUUGUAUAAACCAGUACCUUUAACAGUACCAACACAACAAUUACAACAAUUUAUUGGUGAUACAACAAUACAACCAUUUUUAAUGAGAACAUCAUCAUCAUCAUCAACAACAAAUGGUAUUAUUGAUAAAAAAACAAGUUUUAGUAUUGAUUCACUUAUUGGUAAACAGGCUGAACAAAAUAUCGUUGGUGGUUUACUUGAUUUAAGCUCAACAGAAAAUCGAGAAAUUAGAAGUCAAGCGUCUGCUUUUUCUCCAAUUGUUUAA
Molecule: messenger RNA, 1395 nt
Organism: Aphidius gifuensis
Lineage: Eukaryota; Metazoa; Arthropoda; Insecta; Hymenoptera; Braconidae
Product: forkhead box protein D1-like
Exons: 1
Coding region: 292-1395 (367 amino acids)
Biological process (GO): regulation of transcription by RNA polymerase II; anatomical structure morphogenesis; cell differentiation
Molecular function (GO): DNA-binding transcription factor activity, RNA polymerase II-specific; RNA polymerase II cis-regulatory region sequence-specific DNA binding
Source: RefSeq, a predicted model, not a curated record